This is a messenger RNA of Misgurnus anguillicaudatus (oriental weatherfish), 4828 nucleotides long. The record is from RefSeq and is a predicted model, not a curated record. NCBI's taxonomy places the organism in Eukaryota, Metazoa, Chordata, Actinopteri, Cypriniformes, Cobitidae.
ACACAGAUCUGGCAACCCUGAAGCGCCUGUGUAAUGUUUUCUUGAGGUAACUUCAUGCGGAGCUUCACUUUCACACUGUACUGUCAACAGACAAGGAAGUCCCGCGUUUUUAGCCGUCAACUUAUUAACAUCAACUUAUUCUUUCAAACGAGCGAGUACUGGAAGGACAUGACCAGGAUUAUUAAAGGAUGAGCUUAAACCAUGUUCCCAGCUUUUAUUUAAAAAGAUGACCCAAAAUUUUUAAAAAACACUGUAUCAAGUCACCCUUGGCUUUAAAGUUUUUCACCCUCAUCUGACUGGAUUACACACCUCGUCUGUUUAAUGGUUCCGCCACUGAAUUUCAGCACGAGAUGGUAUGCGGGGAUUUUGAACAUUUGAUAAAGACUCCACAGAAAUGUCGGAGUCAAAGCAAGUGGCAUGCGAUGGUGGACUUCCUCGGUUCAUGAUUGGCUGUGAGAACGAUGAGAGCAAAGAACUAGAUGUUAUAGACAUGAGAGACAUCUCAAGGUCUUAUGGGGAGGAUGAAGACGAGGAUCAGUCAAUGGAGCCUCAGAUAGUGGUGGGGAUCUGCUCCAUGAUGAAGAAAUCUAACUCCAAACCAAUGACUGAAAUCCUGGAGAGACUCUGUAAAUUUGAGUACAUAACCGUAGUGAUUUUUUCUGAGGAGGUUAUUCUCAAUGAACCAGUGGAGAAGUGGCCGCUGUGUGAUUGCCUCAUUUCUUUCCAUUCCAAAGGAUUUCCCCUUGACAAAGCAGUGAGUUAUGCCAAACUACGAAACCCCCUCCUCAUCAAUGACCUCAACAUGCAGUAUUUUAUUCAGGACAGGAGGCAAGUGUACAGGAUUCUUCAGGAGGAGGGCAUCGACCUUCCACGCUAUGCAGUGUUGAACCGGGACCCUGACAGACCAGAGGAGUGUAACUUAGUCGAGAGUGAGGACCACGUUGAAGUGAAUGGGGAAAUAUUUCACAAACCCUUUGUGGAAAAGCCUGUGUGUGCCGAAGACCACAAUGUGUACAUCUAUUAUCCAACAUCAGCUGGUGGAGGCAGUCAACGCCUGUUUAGAAAGAUCGGCAGUCGGAGUAGUGUGUACUCUCCUGAAAGCACCGUUCGAAAGACUGGCUCGUAUAUUUAUGAGGAAUUCAUGCCCACAGAUGGAACGGAUGUAAAGGUUUACACAGUAGGACCUGAUUAUGCCCACGCAGAGGCCCGUAAGUCUCCCGCUCUAGAUGGAAAAGUGGAGCGCGAUAGUGAAGGAAAAGAGAUUCGGUAUCCUGUGAUGCUUACCGCGAUGGAAAAACUUGUGGCCAGAAAAGUGUGUCUUGCAUUUAAGCAAACAGUUUGUGGUUUUGAUCUCCUUCGAGCAAACGGGCAUUCGUUCGUUUGUGACGUCAAUGGUUUCAGCUUUGUAAAGAACUCCAUGAAAUACUAUGACGAUUGUGCCAAAGUUUUGGGGAACAUGGUGAUGCGAGAGCUGGCUCCUCAGUUCCACAUUCCCUGGUCUAUCCCUAUGGAAGCAGAGGACAUCCCAAUUGUCCCGACUACCUCAGGAACCAUGAUGGAACUCCGUUGUGUUAUUGCUGUAAUUCGGCAUGGUGAUCGGACGCCCAAACAGAAGAUGAAGAUGGAGGUUCGAAAUGCCUUGUUUUUUGAUCUGUUUGAAAAGUAUGGCGGCUAUAAGACUGGAAAACUCAAACUAAAGAAACCAAAACAACUCCAGGAAGUGCUGGACAUUGCCCGUCAGCUGCUGGCAGAACUCGUCCAGCACAACGACUGCGAGAUUGAAGAAAAGAAAUCCAAACUCGAGCAACUAAAGACCGUUCUGGAGAUGGAAUCCAGCCUGAACCAUAAUCAGUAUGGCCAUUUUUCAGGGAUCAACAGGAAGGUACAGCUGACCUACCUGGCAAACAGGCAACCCAAAGCAUCCAGUGGGGAAGAAGACUCUCAGAAAGAGGGUCCAUCCUUGCUCCUGGUUUUAAAGUGGGGAGGAGAGCUGACACCAGCAGGUAGAGUUCAGGCUGAGGAGCUUGGACGAGCCUUCCGUUGCAUGUACCCUGGUGGACAAGGAGACUAUGCUGGAUUCCCUGGCUGUGGCCUUCUGCGUUUACACAGCACUUACCGACACGACCUCAAAAUUUACGCUUCCGAUGAGGGUCGAGUGCAAAUGACUGCUGCAGCAUUCGCUAAGGGUCUGUUAGCACUGGAAGGGGAGUUGACUCCAAUCCUCGUUCAGAUGGUCAAGAGCGCCAACAUGAACGGACUGCUGGACAGUGACAGCGAUUCCCUCACCGACUGCCAGCAGAGAGUCAAAGCUCGAUUACACGAGAUCAUGCAGAAGAACAGAGACUUCAGUGAGGAAGACUACCAUAAGCUGGCUCCAACCGGCAGCCCGUCUCUGGUGAACUCCAUGGAGGUGAUUGUUAAUCCGGUCAGCAUUUGUGACCAGGUUUACACCCUGAUUCAGAGUCUCACUUCUCAAAUCUGCAAAAGGCUGGAAGACCCCAAAUCUGCAAACCUGCAGCUGUACCACAGUGAGACUCUAGAGCUCAUGCUUCAACGGUGGUCCAAACUGGAGCGAGACUUCCGCAUGAAAAACGGCCGCUAUGACAUCAGCAAGAUCCCGGACAUCUACGACUGCGUAAAGUACGACACCCAGCACAACAGCUCUCUGGGGUUAGAGGACAUGUUGGAGCUCUUCCGCCUCUCGAGAGCUCUCGCCAACAUCAUCAUCCCUCAGGAGUAUGGAUUAACUAAAGCCGAAAAGCUCGACAUUGCUAGUGCCUACUGCCUGCCUCUGAUGAAAAAGAUUCAACUGGAUCUUCAAAGGACACAUGAAGAUGAAGCCGUCAACAAGCUCCACCCACUGUGGUUCAGGUACUCGCGAGGAGUGAUGUCACCGGGUCGGCAUGUUCGGACCCGGCUUUAUUUCACCAGUGAGAGCCAUGUGCACUCCUUGCUCAAUAUCUUCCGCUAUGGGGGUCUGUUGGACGAGCUGAAAGAUGAACAGUGGAAACAGGCUAUGGACUACCUCAGUGCUGUAACUGAACUCAACUAUAUGACACAGAUUGUUAUAAUGCUGUACGAGGAUAAUAACAAGGACCCUUCCUCAGAGGAACGCUUCCAUGUAGAGUUACACUUCAGUCCCGGGGUAAAGGGGUGCAAGGAUGAAGAUAAUGCUCCAAUGGGUUUUGGGUUUCGCCCUGCCUCCUCUGAGAACCAUGAGAAACAAACAAACCCAGGCAGUCUUGAGGACCUUUCCCAAGAUGAACCCGACAGGGCUGUGGUGUCGGAACCAAUAAGCAUUCAAAGGAAGUCGCCACUAAUCCGCAAUCGCAAGGCUGGAUCUAUGGAGGUUCUUUCAGAGAGCAACACAUCUUCCCGCGGAGCCGCCUUUCGUAUCUUCCCAUCGACUUCUCGCCAGUCCCCUGAGAUCAAACCCAGCGGGCUAGGCGCCCAGUGUGCAGGGCUUUUCAGCGCCUCCUUCCCCAACCUGAGAGAUCUUUCACGAGCUCCCCGCAAAAAGACCGCCUCUCACAGGAGUCUGUCUUCUCGAGGUGCAAAACAGAUCAAUCCCAUCGUAAACCAUGAGCAUUUGGUUUGGCCAAAUGUCCAGCCUGAGCUGCUGUCUAUGCCGGCAGUAAAGCGGUUUUCUGUGUCGUAUGCCAGGCAUCCGACUAACGGGUUUGAAGGUUGCUCUAUGGUGCCCUCUAUCUAUCCACUGGAGACACUGCACAACUCGCUGUCUCUGAAGCAAGUAGACGAAUUCCUCACAGGAGUGUGUAAAAAUGGGAGCGAGACACAAUUCAAGAGGCUGAAAUCUCUGUCUGCCAUGUUUGAAUCACACGCCGAGCCCUCCAUAGAUGUUGAAAGUCCGGAGACUCCUGUAUCCACACCGGUACAGUCAAGCCAACCACCUGACCGACCUCUCUGGUACAGCAGUGGUCCCGACAGCACGGUAUCCAGUGCCGGACCAUCAUCGCCAUCUGUAACUGAGCCCUCGUCAAACUCCGGAUUCAACAGCGAGUAGACGUCAUGGUUACCGUAUAUUUUUUCGCACUGAUCCUAUUUCAGUUUUGCAUUCUUUGCCUAUAGGACGGAGGUGAUCUUGGAUCACCAUUAAUGAGUUAUCUGCUGCAAAUAGGCUGCUACUGACUACAGAGGCACUUUAGCUGAAGUUUAACUCUCGCUCUGUCAGCAAAUAGAGCCGUGAAACCAGUUAUUAGCUCUUCUGCUGUAUUUAUGUACCCUGCUGGAGUCGGAUAGUAAUUAUGAUUGUAGAUUCAGUGGCAGAGAGACAGCGGCAUUUUGGAUAAUAGUAAUUGUCUUGGUAUUUUUGUAUUAUUGUUAUCCGACACCAAUGCAUUGCACACAGUAAUGCAAGUCGAAGUAAAGCCAAAAGGUGCAUAUAGAGAUUUAAGAGCAAAUGAAACAAUGUAUAAUGAUUAAGGUCCCAAUGAUUUAAAGUGCCAGUUGAUACAGUGUGAUAUUUAAGUGCAAUUUAAUUAUGCCACUAUCCUUUUAGUUUAUGUUUUACAAUUUUUUACAUUUUAUAGAGGUUUGAUUUUGAUCAUUUGAUUUUUUUUCUUGAUGCACUAUAUUUUGAGCUUUAAAUACAAUUUUAUUUUAAAUAUUGUACUUAAUACUGCAAAAGGUGGGAUUAAAUAAAUGUGCCUUAAUUUUAUGAGCUCCAGUAGUCUCUAUCAAGAAUGUUUUCAACUGUAUACAAUCUGCUGUUUAUGUCUAUUGUUUACUGUGUUACUAAGUUUAAAAAGAAUAUUUAAUUUUAGUGAAUCCUUCUAUUACAUAAUAAAAUAUCUGAUGUUUUAAUUUG